Messenger RNA from Aspergillus viridinutans, 2262 nucleotides. Its product is annotated as histidine kinase. Gene Ontology annotation, molecular function: histidine phosphotransfer kinase activity; phosphorelay sensor kinase activity. Bases 1 to 2262 code for a protein of 753 amino acids. The transcript is spliced from 6 exons. The record is from RefSeq and is a predicted model, not a curated record. NCBI's taxonomy places the organism in Eukaryota, Fungi, Ascomycota, Eurotiomycetes, Eurotiales, Aspergillaceae. Gene Ontology annotation, biological process: phosphorelay signal transduction system; protein autophosphorylation.
AUGAGCAUGAACAGCUUUGCCCUGUCCAAGUAUCCGCUGGCAUGGAAGCUCAUGUCGAGACCGUGGGCGCAAACCAACGACUCGAUCAGCGAUUUGUCAACCCAAAACAAACACGGAUACCAGGUUGCCGUCGGCGCGAUCCGGCCCAAGACGCAGAUGGCACAGUGGAUCCUCUUGGUGGAGGAGACACAGGCGGAGGCUUUCGCCCCGAUCGACAAGCUCAGGAAAAUCAUUCUGGCAUGCGUCUUUGGGACGAUAGGGCUCAUUAUCUUGAUCGUUCCUCCGCUCGCUCAUCUGGCCGUGGCCCCGAUUUGCCGGCUGAGCGAGGCCACUCGCAAGUCGAUCGAGCCCCCCUCCCAGUCUCCGCAUAAUCGCCCUCCGUCCUGCGGAUCGUACAUUGUAGGAACCACCGAGGCGGAGACGGAACCCCGUGCUUUUGACGACCACAUGGAUGAGAAAGGAACUUUCGUAGCCUGGGUGAAACAUUUCCGACGCAAGGACCGACCCAACAGCGCACACAGCAAUGGCAGUCGCAACCACGCCAGAACUUUCCAGAUUCCGGGCAGAGUGAAGGAACGCAAGCAUCUCAUCACGGACGAACUGACGGACCUGACGAGCACUUUCAACGAGAUGUCGGACGAGCUUUCUAUUCAGUACAACCGACUCGAAGAAAGAGUGGCGGAGCGGACUCGCGAGUUGGAAGCCGCCAAGUCGGCCGCGGAGACUGCCAACGAGAGUAAGACACUGUUCAUCGCCAAUAUCUCACACGAGCUCAAGACCCCGCUAAAUGGGAUUUUGGGCAUGUGUGCAGUGUGCAUGGGCGAAGAUGAUCUUCCUCGGAUCAAGAAGUCCUUGCAGGUCGUUUACAAGUCAGGCGAUCUUCUCCUGCAUCUUUUGAACGACUUGUUGACCUUUAGCAAGAACCAAAUCGACCAGGCAAUUCGUUUAGAAGAGAGGGAAUUUCGAUUGUCGGACAUCCGGUCUCAACUUGCGGUCAUUUUCCAGAAUCAGGUCCAGGAGAAACAGAUUGACUUCAAUGUCAACUUUGUCAGCGGUGAUAGCCUUUCGGCAAAGGGUGAUGCCUUCCAGGAGAAGAUAUUGCUACCGUCUCCCCCCGCGCUUGGUCCACCAGGGACUGGUCGGUUGAGGGACAUGGUAUUAUGGGGUGAUCAACAUCGUAUCCUUCAGGUUCUGAUCAACCUGGUCAGCAACAGUCUCAAGUUCACACCCGACCAUGGCAAGAUCGACGUUCGCAUCAAAUGCGUCCGCGAAGUGGAAACCCCGGGCAGUCCCCGAAGCUCUCUGCAGGACUCUCGACGCAAUUCUUCUCAGCCCCGUGACCCCGUGGACGGUCUGGUUCAGGAAGAAUACCACACUCCCGUGCUUUCGCAGUUGCGGACUCUGAUCUUCCAGUUUGAGGUCGAGAAUAAUGGUCCUGGCGUCGCCCCCCAUUUACAGAAGCGCGUCUUCGAGCCCUUUGUACAGGGCGAUCUCGGGCUCAACCGAAAGUAUGGAGGCACCGGGUUGGGGCUCAGUAUCUGCGCGCAGCUGUCUCGCUUGAUGAAUGGAAAGAUCACCCUUGAAAGCGAGCAGGGCAAAGGAGCCUUGUUUACUGUGGAAAUUCCGUUGAAAUUCGUCAAGGAGGCAGCGCCCAGUACCCGCAGUUCCAGUGCCGCUGGAUCGCGCUCACCGAGUGUUUUGUCGCUUGACGAUCUCCCGGCCUCGCGCGACCGCCGUCGAACAACGGCUCUUCAGCCGUUCUUCACCCCCACUCCGUCAUCCCCCGCACCGUCGACUCCCCGAGCUCCUCCUGUGGAUGGGCCCAAACCCGAGGUGAAAGAUAGCACAUCUGGCAAAGUGCGCGUGUUGGUGGCCGAGGACAACGUAGUGAACCAGGAGGUGGUCCUUCGAAUGCUUCGGUUAGAAGAGGUAUAUGAUGUAACGGUCGCCAAAGACGGCCAAGAAGCCUACGACACCGUCAAGGCGAAUAUGGAAGAGGGCAAAGUAUUUGAUCUUAUCUUCAUGGACAUUCAGAUGCCCAAUCUCGACGGCCUACAGAGCACCCGUCUCAUCCGGGGCAUGGGCUACUCGGCGCCGAUUGUUGCGCUCAGCGCUUUCUCGGAAGAAAGUAAUAUCAAAGACUGCAUGGACUCGGGCAUGGAUAUGUUCAUCAGUAAACCUAUCCGACGGCCUGCCCUGAAACAAGUUUUGAACAAGUUCGCUACGAUUCCGGAAGAGCCGGAAAAUAUGCCAGAUUCGUAG